This is a messenger RNA of Hypoxylon trugodes, 1888 nucleotides long. RefSeq lists its product as uncharacterized. The transcript has a single exon. Lineage: Eukaryota; Fungi; Ascomycota; Sordariomycetes; Xylariales; Hypoxylaceae. The record is from RefSeq and is a predicted model, not a curated record. Bases 239 to 1852 code for a protein of 537 amino acids.
GCUGCAAUAAGCGUUGAUUACCUUCCUACCUAGGUAGACAAUAAUCGCGUUAUACUGAUCAAUUUUUUUUAGCCUCGUUAAUUGAUAAGUUCUAGUGUAUAGUAGCUGGAAUAUUUGUAAGGCAACAGGGGUACACUGGCUGCCUGUUACUCCACCAUUUCUUGGAUCUAGUCAACUUCAUUCUUCCUUCAAAUCUCCAACAUUAACAACUCUUCAGGCCUUGAAUAUUAAUGCGAAGAUGUCUACAGAGCGCGGGACGUUUCUAGGCCUACCUCCCGACGUAAGGCAACGAAUUUAUCUUCAUGUCGGGGUCAGCGCAGGGAGGCCUAUUUACAUUAUGCCCCGAGGGCCGAGGACUCUCCCCUCACGCCGUUAUUUCACGAGAAAAUUAUUAUACCUUUGUAAAUUAAUCCACUCGGAGAUCAUAUAUUUUAUCUGCUCGCGGAAUAGACUCAUUGUCCAUGAGAAAGCCAUGGAAUUUGGUCUGAGGUUUCUCCGAAGACUCCCACCACGAACCUGCUACGAAUUAUCGCAUCUUCACGUCCAACUAUAUUCACGUUCUAUCCGGGGUCCCAUCGAGAACCCGAAACCCAACGACGAACAGAUUAUGAUGUGGCAGGAAGCUGCCACGCAUGUCCUAUCCCACACGAAACCACAAAAACUAAGGUUACGUCUGGUGUGUGAUACGGGCGAGGACAAGGAACUAACGUCUGCAAUCCUUAAGCCCCUACUGGAUUUUCCAGGAAUCCUCGGAGAGUUCGAAGUUCGAAUACAUUCUAGGAGAAAUACCCAAUUUUGUAUUCUAGCUCGGGAGAUCUACACCCAAGUCAUGUGUCCCGACGUAGUUCGACCCUUCAACUUUACGAAGCUACCGCCAGAGGUUAGGCGAAACAUAUUGACAUAUACCGACCUAGUCGCGCCCAGUUGUCAGGUUCAAUGGAGCGCAUCAGCAGGGUUCUAUAUCGACUUUUCCCAGAACUACUGUGAAAAUGGGCGAGAAAUCGAGCAACUCUUAUAUGGCUGUCAAUUCCGACGCUGUAAAGUGCGGAAUGACUAUGCUAACACGCCAUCCCCUUGUUCCUUCGAUCACAGCGGGUAUUCACCGCAUUGCAGGUGCUGGAUGCCGCCGCAGUCCCUCAUGUUCGUCAGUCGACAGAUGUAUGAGGAGGCGAGCGAUGUUUUCUACUCGUGUAAUCGCAUCGUCGCCCUUCCAUAUGGGUCCUGCUUUGAGCCUGACCUAUAUACGUUACCUCUUUCACCACGCCUAGAUAUAUCGGUGUUUAUAACUAGAUUCAUGUGGCCGGAAAUACUAUGUCGGCUGCGCUAUCUUGAGAUCCUAUUCCCGCCAUUGGGCGAAAAUCUUACCGUCGAAGAACCGAUUCCGGCAUAUUCAGAUUGGAUUUCGGCAGUUGACCAUCUGAAAAAAUAUGCCAACUUUGAUGGUCUAACAAUUGUAGCUCAUAUCAGAUUCCCUAACCAUAUGGAAAAACUUCGAAAAAGCGCCAAUUGGUUCGAAAGCGGUACUGUAGAUAUCAUCAAUGCGCAUGCCAACCUGUUAGCACCGCUACGCGCUUUGCGGCAGAUGAGUCGCUUCUUCGUUCGUCUGGAGCAUCCAUAUCGUUGGACAGGCGCAACAUACGGGAGCCUGAUACACUGCCAGAAGUUGCCACGACGCCGCUGUACGAGCUGCCAGUAUGACGACUUGGAGGUAUGGUUGGAAAAAUUUGUUAUGGGGGGUGAGUAUGAUAGCGCUGCGGUGGGAAAGGCUGAAGAUGUACCAAGCGAAUGGGUAGCUAAUGACUGGUCUAUCCGGGAAGAGAAUAUCAAUAUCGACGAAUGGACUGAAGAGUAAAAAUCUAUAUUUCCAAUAAAUAAAUUCGUUUUCUGA